Alternaria arborescens is the source of this 108-nucleotide messenger RNA. RefSeq lists its product as hypothetical. The transcript has a single exon. Bases 1 to 108 code for a protein of 35 amino acids. NCBI's taxonomy places the organism in Eukaryota, Fungi, Ascomycota, Dothideomycetes, Pleosporales, Pleosporaceae. The record is from RefSeq and is a predicted model, not a curated record.
AUGUGGAGACAUCAACAGCACAAAUACAUCUACAACGACAACCCCGAAGACACCGAAACCUUCAUCGUCUUCCGUGAAGUCCAGAACCACGGAUACACUGACUCCUAG